AUGGAGAGGGGGGAAAAAGAAGAAAAAAAAAAGAAAAAAUGGAAAAAAAAGAGCGAGCAUCCAGCACGCGCCGUUGCGUACUAUUUGCGAGAUUCGCAGGACGCGCGGCAGCGGGCCCAUGGGGUGACGCGGGCGGUGGUGGCGGCGGCGGCGGCGGCGGAGGCGGGGGCGGUUGGCGGGGGCGAUGGCGGCGGCUGA
Messenger RNA from Gryllus bimaculatus (two-spotted cricket), 198 nucleotides. NCBI's taxonomy places the organism in Eukaryota, Metazoa, Arthropoda, Insecta, Orthoptera, Gryllidae. The record is from the annotation of a GenBank genome assembly.